This is a messenger RNA of Corythoichthys intestinalis (scribbled pipefish), 18616 nucleotides long. It is a transcript of the gene asap3, whose product is annotated as ArfGAP with SH3 domain, ankyrin repeat and PH domain 3. Gene Ontology annotation, cellular component: cytoplasm. The transcript is spliced from 27 exons. Gene Ontology annotation, molecular function: protein binding; GTPase activator activity. The record is from RefSeq and is a predicted model, not a curated record. NCBI's taxonomy places the organism in Eukaryota, Metazoa, Chordata, Actinopteri, Syngnathiformes, Syngnathidae. The coding region runs from base 4927 to 7935 and encodes 1002 amino acids. Gene Ontology annotation, biological process: positive regulation of GTPase activity.
AACACAAUUUAAUUCGAAUAUUUUUUUUCUAAUCGAAUACUCGAGUUAAUCGAUUAAUCGUUGCACCACUAGUUACCAGCCACCUCUGGAGAUAAGUGACUCAAGCAUACCACGAGAGGGGGCUCGCAUAACAGUAGCGUGCCACACUUUAAGGCGUUAGCAUUUGGCACGUUUGCCCUCUGGCAUUCACUGCUUCAGUGAAAAUAUGUAGCUAGCAGGUAUUCUGACCAGUCAAGCUGAAUUUCUUCAGAUAAAUGGUGACUCACGUGACAUUUUACUUUUUCUCACACUACAUCUUGUUUCGUUUGUGAUUAUCUGAAAUCUUCUUUCUUUAGAAUUUUGUGAUCUGUAUUCUGGUGCUCGGCCAGAGCAGACCGGUUUGUUGGGUUUGACAAAAGCUGGAAAGCUUGUGAAGGCUGGAAGGGUGCACAAAAGCAGGGCCUCUUUACAAGGGGCCGCAAAGAAACUAAAGGACGGCAUUGUCGGGAAAUUGCAAGAGUGCAUGACAUCAGCCCUGGACAGGCGUGAUGUAUGCAGUCCGCAUAAUUCACCUAAAUUAUACAGACCAAAGUAUGCUGACAACAGUCAGUGGUUAAGCUGAAGCCAAUCGGAAUUUUUAAUCUUACCAAGGCGUUUUGGACAAAUGUUAUGUUCCCAAAUCUGUUUAAGACUGCAGAGUUUAUGAGGGGUGCUUGGCACAGAUUACUGCUGAAGAACAUGACCCCAUCAAACAUUUCUGAAUUAGUGAGACAUAACUAUUACCAUUAUUAUUAUUAUUAACGUGGCUGAAUACUCACUCUACUGCAGUGGUAGACAGUUAAAUCAUUGUACAGUCCCUGACAAAAGUCUUGUCGCUUAUCCAUUUUGUAGAAACAAUUGCUAAUAACCUGACUUUUAAUUAUUCAACUGGUUUCAGAAAUGGCUCAUAUGAAAGCUAAGACCCUCCCAAAUGAUGUUGAAUGUAUAAAAAUUAGGGCUGUCAAACGAUUAAAAAUUUUAAUCGAGUUAAUCACAGCUUAAAAAUUAAUUAAUCGUAAUUAAUCGCAAUUCAAACCAUCUAUAAAAUAUGCCAUAUUUUUCUCUAAAUUAUUGUUGGAAUGGAAAGAUAAGACACGAGACGGAUAUAUACAUUCAACAUACUGUACAUACAUACUGUAUUUGUUUAUUAUAACAAUAAAUCAACCAGAUGGCAUUAACAUUAACAUUCUGUUAAAGCGAUCCAUGGAUAGAAAGACUUGUAGUUCUUCAAAGAUAAAUGUUAACACAAGUAAUGGAAAUUUUAUAUUACAACCCCUCUUAAUGUUUUCGUUUUAAUGAAAUUUGUAAAAUUUUCAAUAAAAAAAUAAACUAGUAGCUUGCCAUUGUUGAUGCCAGUAAUUAUACAAUGCUCAUUGUGCUGAAACCCAUAAAAUCAGUCACACCCAAGCGCCAGCGGAAGGCAACAAAACACCAAAAAACACACGUAACAAGUGGACAUGACACCGUGCUGUCAUUUUAAUCUGUUUGCGCGCGGAAUGUGCGUUAAUUGCGUCAAAUAUUUUAACGUGAUUAAUUUAAAAAAUUAAUUACCGCCCGUUAACGCGAUAAUUUUGACAGCCCUAACAAAAAUAUAUUUGUUUCACUGAAAAAAGAUUUAUCAUUUAAUGAAGACAUAAAGGUCAAAUUUUGGCAAGACAAAAGUUUUGUCGCCUACAGAAAGUAGUGUGAAAAUUGAACAAAAAAAUGUACUUCAAAUACAAAAAUAUGUUACAAAACAUAAGCGAAUUUAGUAGUGGUGCUGUGAGAUGCAAAUUUAAUAUUUUGUAUGACUUCCAUGGGCUUGAAGGACUGCAUCCAUGCUGUUUGGCAAGGAUUCAUACAAUUGAUUGAUGAAAUCAUCAGGAACAUCAAAGAAAGCAGUCUUGCAUGCCUCCCAGUGUUCAUCAACAUUGUUGGGUUUCGUCUUCCAUGCUUCCUCUUUUAUCCUACCCCAGACAUGCUAAAUGAUGUUCAUGUCUGGUGACUGGGUUGGCCAGUCCUGGAGAAUCUUGAUCUUUUUCCGCUGCAGCAGAGCUCCACGAGAUCUGGUCACCUGAAGUCCCUGUGUCAACCAGAACAGUCUGUCGAAUUCUGUCAAGAAAUGGCCUGCAUGGUCGAAUCAGUGCCCAGAAACCAGCAUUAAACAAAAGACAAUUAAAAAAAAAAAACGUGUGGCAUUAGCCAAGGCCCACAGAAAAGGAGGAUGCUGGAAAAGUGGCAAAAGGUGGAUUUUUCAGAUUAAUCUUCCAUUGAAUUACUCCACAGUCGCCGCAAAUAUUGCAGGAGACCUACUGGAGCCCGCAUGGAUCAGAGAUUCACUCAGAAAACAGUGAAGUUUUGUGGUGGCAAAAUCAUGGUCUGGGGUUACAUCCAGUAUGGGGGUGUGCGAGAGAUCUGCAGGGUGGAAGGCAACAUAAAUAGUCUGAAAUAUCAACAAAUCUUAGCUGCCUCUUACAUUCCUAACCAUUAAAAGGGACAAAUUCUGCAGCAGGAUGGUGUUCCAUCAGAUACUUCAAUCUCUACCUUAAAGUUCCUCAAGGCAAAGAAGAUCAAGAUCUGUCAACAUUGAAGCGUGCUCACAUACAACCCAUGUUAUUACUGCUUGUUUUCUGCCGGUAGUCUUUCAUAAAGAGAACAUCCCGAUUAAAUACUGCUGUUGUGGAACUUGUAGAAACAAAUCUAGACAUUAUGACCGUCCCGUUUUCUUCAUAUGUAAGCCAAAAUCUCAGUGGGAAAAAAUGUGAACAAUGGAUUAACUUGUGCGGACGUCCAAAAGAUGAAGCCAUUCACCUUCAUAUGCAGUAAAUAUUCUGUUGGGGGCCAUGGUCUUACAGAUGACAAUCCUGAUCCCUUGCCUGCCCCGAAGAGGUAAGCCAUUUUGAUAUUUUUACUUAUUUUAAAGCGUGGUGUUUUGCCGUGCUGCUUCUGUCUGACAAUGAAUUACCUAAAAAAGAAAAUUUAAAUGGUAUCUGGCUGCCACUGUUGUUACCUUUUCUGUUGUAAAAAAAAUUGAUUUGGGUUGAAAAAAAAUGUAUUCAUACUAGGGGUGUCAAACGAUUAAAAAUUUUAAUCGCGUUAAUUAAAGAAAUUAUUUAAUCGUAAUUAAUUGCAAUUAAUCGCAAUUCAAACCAUCUAUAAAAUAUGCCAUAUUUUUCUGUUAAUUAUUGUUGGAAUGGAAAGAUGAGACACAAGAUGGAUAUAUACAGUCGACAUACGGUACAUAAGUACUGUAUUUGUUUACUAUAACAAUAAAUCAACAAAAUGGCAUUACCAUUAUUAACAUUCUGUUAAAGCGAUCCAUGGAUAGAAAGACUUGUAGUUCUUAAAAGAUAAAUGUUAGUACAAGUUAUAGAAAUUUUUAUAUUAAAACCCCUCUUAAUGUUUUCGUUUUAAUAAAAUUUGUAAAAUUUUCAAUCAAAAAAUAAACUAGUAGCCCGCCAUUGUUGAUGCCAAUAAUUACUUACACAAUGCUCAUGGGUGCUGAAGUUGCACCCAAGCGCCAGCAGAGGGCGACAAAACCCCGAAAAACACAACAAGUACACAUUUCACUGCGCUGUCCUUUUAAUGUUUGAGCGGGGCAUGUGCGUUAAUUGCGUCAAAUAUUUUAACGUGAUUAAUUAAAAAAUAAUAAUUAAAAAAAAAGAAAAAAAGCCAUGUUCGGCCUUGAUCUUUUUGUAGUAAUCAUGUUCAUGCCGACAGGAAGGCUCUAGAUUUAACAGCUUUACUUUUCUGUUGUAAAGAAACAACUUUUGUAAGGGGGGAAGUGUAAUUAAGAUUUGUUACUAAAGAAAAAAAUGGACAUAUAAUAAUGUCUUUGCAUAGUUAAUUUGAGAUUUAGGGGGUACUUAAAGGGUUAAUUCCGAUUUACGCGGAGACUUGGGUUACGUCGCCAGCAUAAGAAUGGAACUCAUUUGUAACCCGGGGACUACCUGUACUGCGUGUAAUGAACAGUUUUCCAUAUACAAACAGCAAACAAAGUACAAAGAAUUUUUUGUUAAAUGCGUUUCUGGUUAGAAUUACUUGUAAGUGUGCCCGCAGCCCUAGUGAUAAAUAGAGUGUGUUUCACGCAUCAUAAUAUAGCACAUGGCCGACAUGAGGCAUGUUUGUGUUGGCCCACACAUUAGGCAGUGUGUAAACAUAUACAAUGGAGCACAUGCAGCGGCCUUCAUUGCCAACUAAAGGACAAGCGGCACAAGAAGGAGUUUGUCCAUUUAUAUACAAACAGAGCAGCAGUGUCAGUUUUUUCCCUCUUUUUGGGUCGGGUCAGGAAUGUGUGUUGAUAGGUUUCAAUGACUUAAAUGUGUUUCGCUAGCAACUUAAAAUUGUUUUGUUGUUUGUUUUUGUUUUGUAUUUUUGUGAGCCCCUUAUUUAAUUUAGAAAAUCAACCUACUCAAAGUAAAAUUUUCAUAUUACGUUUCCUGCCACUUUCUGACCUGAGUUUUUUUUAUUUAAAAAUUUUGAGUUUCUAGGCAAGCCUUACGUGCCACAGUGUUGUCUAAAUGGAGCUUAACUCAUCCCAACUACACUCCACUAGAUGACACUCAAGUGAUGCAGUCACUGCUUUGCAUAAGCAAAACAUUGAAUAGUUGAGUUUUCAGCAAAUAGAUUGAUUUUCAAAAGGAAAUCUGUGAAUAGGAAUAUUAGUGCCUCCCCCAGGGCAAACAGCUUGUGUUUGAACACCAGUAAGCACAGGUGUUAUGUUCUCCACACAUCUCUACUACUUUUCUCUUUUCCAGUUUGUUUCUUUCAUGCCAUCAGAUGAUCCCUGGAGAAGGUCACUGAGGUGAGACAUCAAGAAGAAGACAAGAAGAGACAUCAGGACAGAAGAGACGUUUCACCUCCGAGCGACUGAUUACAGAGGCGUGCCUCAUUCAUCUUCUCCAGUGUCACGCCUCGCUGGAGGCAAACAUGCCGGAGAGAAUCAGCAUAUCGGACUUUGUGGUUCUGACCAAUGAGGAUCUUUCGUCACCGGCCACGUCCACCUUUCAAGCCAAAAUGAACGACUGUCGGAGCACAGUGUCUGCCGUGGAGGAGUGUCUGGAGAUGGAUCACCUGACCUUACAAAAGAUGAAGAAAAUGAUCAAAGCCAUUCACAACUCCGGAACCACUCACAUGGAAGCCAAGGAGCAGUAUACGGAGGUCCUGGAGAAGCUGGGCAACAGCCAUAUGAGCCAAGACAACAACGAGGUCUCCAAGGGCUUUCUCAACCUGGCCGUGUUCACCCGAGAAGUCACGGCCCUGCUCAAGAAUCUGGUGCAGAACCUCAACAACAUCAUGGCCUUCCCUCUGGAAAAUGUGCUGAAAGCGGAGCUGCGCGACAGCAGAUUGGAGCUGAAGAAACAGAUGGAGAGGAGCUGGAAGGAGUACGACUUAAAAAUAGUGAAACUAGAGAAAGAGCGCAAGGAGAAAAGCAGGCAAGUCAUCCGGUCGGAGGGAUCAGACGGAGGGGAGGAUAUGGAGCGAGAAAGGAGGACCUUCCAGCUGCAGAUGUGUGAGUACUUAUUGAAGAUCGAGGAACUAAAGGUCCGUCAAGGUCCAGAUCUCCUCCAAAGCCUCAUAAAGUUCUUCCAGGCCCAGCUCAGUUUCUUUCAGGAUGGUCUUAAAGCUGCUGAAAAUCUCGCUCCCUUUGUGGAGAAACUGGCUUCCUCGGUUCACACGGUACGACUAGACCAGGAUGAGGAAGUCAGAAAGCUGACUCAACUAAGAGAUUCUCUUCGAUUGCUCCUUCAAGUGGAUGGCAAAGAGGAAUACCUAAAUAGGAAGAACUCUGGCAAUGGCUACAGCAUCCACCAGCCGCAGGGCAACAAGCAGUACGGGACAGAGAAGUCAGGUUUCUUGCUGAAAAAGAGUGAUGGGAUCAGAAAAGUGUGGCAGAAAAGGAAAUGUGGAGUCAAAUUUGGCUGUUUAACCAUCUCUCAUAGUACGAUCAACCGACCACCGGCCAAGCUAAACCUCUUGACCUGUCAGGUGCGACCGAACCCGGAGGACCGCAGAGCCUUUGACCUGGUUACUCAUAACCGAACAUACCAUUUCCAGACAGAAGACGAGCAGGAAUGUGUGAUUUGGGUGUCAGUGCUGCAAAACAGCAAGGAGGAGGCCCUGAACACAGCACUGGGUGGAGACCAGCUUCAUCUUCAAGACAGUGGACUACAAGAGCUUUCCAGAGCUAUCAUUGGCGAACUGCGCCAAAUGCCCGGCAACGAGGCCUGCGCUGACUGUGGAGCGCCAGAUCCAACAUGGCUGUCCACUAAUCUCGGAAUCCUGACCUGCAUUGAGUGCUCUGGGAUCCACAGAGAACUGGGUGUCCACUACUCCAGGAUUCAGUCACUGACUCUGGACCUGCUGAGCACUUCCGAGUUACUGUUGGCUGUCAGCAUUGGCAACACAAGAUUCAACGACAUUAUGGAGGCGGGUCUUCCUAGUGAUGCUGUAAAACCUUUACCACAAAGUGACAUGAAUGCCAGAAAGGAGUACAUUGUCGCCAAAUACGCUGAGCGCCGCUAUGUCCUGCGAAGGGAGACGACGGAAGCCGGCCAGCUGUGCGACGCCGUCAAGAGUCGAGACAUGACGUCUUUGCUGCAGCUCUUCGCCGAGGGGGCGGACCUCGCCAAACCGCUGUCCAUGUCUGACGGACAGGGUCUGAAAGAAACCUCUCUGCAUCUGGCUGUGCGCCUGGAAGAAAGAAGCUCUUUGGCCAUAGUGGACUUCCUGUGCCAAAACAGCAACUGCCUGGAGAAAAGGACAGCAGAAGGCAACACUGCUCUGCACUAUAGUGUCAUCCAUCACAAGCCCGAGUCACUUAAGCUACUUCUUAAAGCCAAAGCCACUCUUCACAUAGUGAACUCUGCAGGAGAAACUGCCCUUGAUAUCGCCAGGAGGUUGCAGCACACACAAUGUGUUGAGCUGUUGGAGCUGGCCCACAAUGGGAAAUUUAACUCUCAGAUUCAUGUCGAGUUCAUGUGGGACACUCAAGCUCAGGAGAUCUAUGACAGUGAGGACGACUUGGACGACAGGGUGAGUCCGCUACCUAAGAACCGCUCUCCUGUGUCCUCCAACGGAGGCGUGGGAGCGCGCUGGAGUGUUGUGAGCAGCGCGGGCGGUAACCCGGGCAGCAGACCUUGUCAGACCUAUGAGAACAUAGAGUUCCUCUACCGAAAUCCCCAGGCCAACAGCGCCCCCUCUGGCGUAGGUGUGCCACCUCCACUUCCUGCUAAAUCCAUUCCAAAAGGCCGCUCCGACCCUCAGCUCUCGGUCACAAUGCCGGAAGUCAACCCCCAGCUUCCCCGACGCGCUUCGAACCCGUCCACCAACACGCCUGCUUCCCAGACACAAGCCAGACAGAGCCCUCCAUCGCCCAGCAUUGAGAAUCAGGCCUCGAGUGGAAAAGCACACAAGACAAACAUGCUGAGGCCCAAUAGACAUUCCGGGGAAGUGCAAACCGCCACUGGGUCCCCCUCGCAAAGCGCUGCCGUGUCCUCUCAUAAUCACAUUGGGCCUGUCAGUUCGGAGAAGACCACAUCUUAUCGUCGCACCAACAGUGGAGGAUGCAACCAGGCCAAGUGCCCCGUGUUGUCUCCCACCAACAACCAGGAAGAACAAUAUUGUACUUUGGGGGGAAAUUGUGCCGGCCUUGGCCCUAUACCUGCUACUGUUGCACCCUCUUCUUCAACGGGCGUUACCCCUGCCCUGCGACCACGCCGAAAUGCUAUGGUUUCGGGCAACAGGCACCAUCAGAAGCGGGUGAAAGCGUUAGUGGACGGCAGACCGGCCAAUUCAGAGCAGCUGAGCUUUUUCAAAGAUGAGACCAUCGUGGUCACUGCCUCUACUGACCCCCAUUGGUGGGUCGGUUACAUAGAAGGAGAGCCCUCCAGGAGCGGGACCUUCCCUAUCAACUACGUCCAAAAAUUGGCAGAUUAAACACAUUUGCAAAUAACCAACUGAAUCAGCAUCGGCUGCUCGUUUGGCAUUAUUUCAUUAUGGUGGCCAAAUAGACUUUUUCUGCUAUUUUCCGACACGGAUUUAUUCGAACUGGAACGUGGCAAGCCAAUUUAGAACACUCCUCUGCAGAGACUGGACAAAGUAAUUUGAAACUCAAUCAGGAAUACAUUUUUUUAAAUUCCUCCAUCCUGAUACUGAACUUUUUUUUCCAUUUAAUUUUAUUUUUUUAGUUUGUAUUAACAGGUACGUCUUUCGAUAUACAAGUAUUUCUGUUUACUGGACUGUCUCAGAAAAUUAGAAUACACAAUAUUCUAAUUUUCUGAGACAGUCCUGUAUAUUGUUCUAUGUAAAGGACGUCAGCCAAGGUCGGCCCCCCACAUUUUUACCACGCCAAAUCUGGUCCCCUUUGCAAAAAGUUUGGACACCCCUGCUUUAAAUGGUGGAUUAAUGUACAGGACUGUCUCAGAAAAUUAGAAUAUUGUGUAUUCUAAUUUUCUGAGACAGUCCAGUAUAUCAAGCAAAUCCCUUUUUAUUUUUUUUUAAAUGCACUUUAAUGCAAUAAUUCCUUGAAAAUGUGUGCUUGUGUCUCAAAAGGUCGGCUGCUGUAAGGAAUCUAAAAGGGAAAACAGUUAGUGAGGGAUUAUGGAUGGAUUUACACUCGCGGUCCAAGUACACAAUUCCAAUUUAAACCCUUUUUCUGAUUCUGAUUCUCUACUUACAAAAUUAAUUGGUUUUGGAAGUAGUUUCUUAACUUGAAAAUUCUUUAAGUAGAGACGCGUUUUCCAUGUAAAUGCCCUAAUCCAUUCCAAGCCCCCCAAAAUUCAGACAUAAAUUUUUAGAAUGCAUUAAAAUGUAUCAAAACAUGCAACAAAUAUAAGUUACAAUUAGAUUAUUGCACAAUAAACAUCUGAGAUGGGUAUAAUAUAAAAAACCUAGAAUAGAGUAAAGAAUAAAAGUUGAUACACUCAUGUAAAGCUGUCUGAACACGAGGGGCAAAUGAAUAGGAUGCUGGGAUACACACAUACACAUACAGUAGAGGUCCCUCUUAGCCGAUUGGAUGCUAGGAAUGCUAGGCAAUAGCCAAUGGCAGAGCAGUUAUAAGUAUGUUAGGUUCGGUAAGCUCUAGAAGCUGCAAGAAACACUAAUGUAUUUUUGCCUUUUGUAUCCAGAAAUGUCUUUCUUAACAAGAGGCAAUAUUUUCCCGUUGAGGCGUGUCUUAACCUGAAACUUCUGUAUGCAGAGACGUUCUUAAGUAGAGGUACCACUGUAUUUGGCAAUGUUUAAAUAUUGUAUUUGGACAGAUGUGGGUAUGUGUAUGCUAGUGAUUUGAUAUUCCACUGAUAUACAUUUGCAUUGUAUCCCGUAUGGCUCCAGCUAUCGAUUAUUUGAGUAGUCGAUUCAUCUGUCAACUAGUUAGUUCGAAUAAUCCAGUAAUCGGAUUACAAACAUUUAAUGCGUUGCAGAAUAAAUUUUAGGGAUGUAAAACAGGCUUGCUAAGAUUACACUUUCAAAAUAAAAUUCCCGAGUGUUUCUUCAAACUAUGCAGAAUUGCACUUUUAUUUAAAAAAUACUAGAGCUGUCAAACGCUUAAAAAUUUUAAUCGAGUUAAUUACAGCUUUAAAAUUAAUUAAUCGUAAUUAAUCGCAAUUAAAACUAUCCAAAAAAUAUGCCAUAUUUUUCUUUAAAUUGUUGAAAUGGAAAGAUAAGACACAAGACGGAUAUAUACAUUCAACAUACGUUACAUAAGUACUGUAUUUGUUUAUUAUAACAAUAAAUCAACAAGAUGGCAUUAACAUUAUUAACAUCCUGUUAAAGCGAUCCAUGGAUAGAAAGACUUGUAGUUCUUAAAAGAUAAAUGUUGUAUUAAAACCCCUCUUAAUGUUUUCGUUUUAAUAAAAUUUGUAAAAUUUUCAAUCAAAAAAUAAACUAGUAGCUCGCUAUUGUUGAUGUCAAUAAUUACACAAUGCUCAUGUGGUGCUGAAACCCAUAAAAUCAGUCGCACUCAAGCGCCAGCAGAGGGCGACAAAAUACCAAAAAAACAAAAGUAACAAGUGGACAUUACACUGUGCUGUCAUUUUAAUCUGUUUGAGCGGGGCAUGUGCGUUAAAUGCGUCAAAUAUUUUAACGUGAUUAAUUUUACAAAAAAUUACUGCCCGUUAACGCGAUAAUUUUGACAGCCCUAAAAAAUACAUUAAAAAACUUGAUCUUGGCCUCAAAUGGUAUAAAAGAAUAUAAAUGAGGAUCUAAGUACAACAAAAUAACAGUUGGCUAAUUUGCAUAGCAAAAGUACGCUAGCUUGAAUGCUAUAAAAUGCUACCUUUUUUUUUUUUUUUUUUUUAAACAAUGCUCUCAACAAAUCGUUCAAACACAUAUUCCCACAAAAAAGGCUAAAUAUACCUAUGAACUAAAUUACGAAUGCAUUACAAAAACAUUAGCCCAAACACAAAUUUACCGUAUGUUGGUCUUAACAGGGAGCAGCUAGAUUCAGCCAUGUAAAAUGAGUUAUGCAAUAUUCACUGUCGCCACUAGAAGGCAGUGUUUCCACCCAAAUCAAUAAAACUGAAUGCAAACUUUCAAAACCAACCAUUAAAAUACCACUCUAAUUAAACGAAUACUCGAAGCAGCAAAAUUUGAUUCGAAGCUUUUUUUCCCUAAUCGAAUUACUGGAGUUAAUCGAUUCAUCGUCGCAGCAUUAGUAUCUCAAUUCCGGUCUGAAGAUAUUUCCCAAUUAUGCUACUUGAGGCCCCUCAAAAUUGUAAUUGUGCCAUUUGAACCAUGCGGUGUAAAUCCAGCCUCAGCUAUAAUUUGAGAUAUGUGAUUAGUAAACAUGAUUACUGGAAGUGUGUGUGCAUCAAAGACACAGAAUUGCACUUGCUGUAUAUAUUGUAAAUAGUUCUGCCAAUUAGAACUUUUUUAUACAGACAUGUAACUAAAAAAAAAAGUUGUCAUGGGGAUUUACUGUACAUACUUGUCUAAAAUGCCCACUGAUUUACUGUAUUUGUGUGUAUAUUUCUCCCUUUUCAUGCCACAAUAUUAGAUGCACUUGCAAAGUAAUGUUAGGUUUAGAAAGGUAUUAACGUAGUCAUUUUGUAACUAUGCGCAAAAAUUUACAUUUGUGGUUGAUCAUAGACUAGAUGUGUCUGCCAAAGUGCAAUGCAGUGCUUAAUAUCCACACACUGGACACUUGAGACACUGCAGGAGGAGUUAAUAUUCUCUGCUGUAUAUGGCCUCUAAUCAAAUAAUUAGGUACAUUUCUUGGUUUAAUGUAGUUCUGCUGCAUUGGUCAAUAAAUACCUAUUAUAGUGUUCUCUUUGUUUUGGUGAUGUUUCUGACUGCAAGUGUAGCUAAUAUCGUAGCCGGGGAGUUAGCAGUUCAAGAUGACAUCCGUCGUAACGUACCAGACAAAAGUAGAGCAGAAGCUCCGAGAACAAAGCUGCUAAGUGCUUCUUUUCGCUCGAUACAAGUGCGAAUUGAUUCAAUUAUUUAGCGCGGCCAACGAUGACUGCGUGCAUAGAACACAUGCAGUGCUUCUUCUCUUGUGAGCGUUGUGUAACGCACAGAAUGUUGAAAUCAAAUGAAUAGACCCUGCUUUUAAGCUGGAAGAAGCAAUGGUGGUCUCGAAAUUGCAUUCCAAUAAAAGGCUGUGUAUUUUACUACCUUAUUUAGCUAGUCACAUCAUAUACAGUGGGGCAAAUAAGUAUUUAGUCAACCACCAAUUGUUCAAGUUCUCCUACUUGAAAAGAUUAGAGGCCUGUAAUUGUCAACAUAGGUAAACCUCAACCAUGAGAGACAGACUGUGGAAAAAAAACAAUCACAUUGUUUGAUUUUUAAAGAAUUUAUUUCCAAAUUAGAGUGGAAAAUAAGUAUUUGGUCACCUACAAACGAGCAAGAUUUCUGGCUGUCAAAGAGGUCUAACUUCUUCUAACUAGGUCUAACGAGGCUGCACUCGUUACCUGUAUUAAUGGAACCUGUUUUAAUUAAAAAAUUCAGCCUUAAUGAUAGGAAGUCUUAUUAUUUAUAUUCGGAACACUGGGAAAAUCCAAGGAACUAAGGACAAAUUUUAAGAUAUACCUUGAUAAAAUAUACAGUGGGGCAAAUAAGUAUUUAGUCGACAACUAAUUGUGCAAGUUCUACUUGAAAAUAUUAGAGAGGCCUGUAAUUGUCAACAUGGGUAAACCUCUACUAUGAAAGAUAGAAUGUGGGGGAAAAAAACGAAAAUAGCAUUGUUUUAUUUUUAAAUAAUUUAUUUGUAAAUCAUGGUGGAAAAUAAGUAUUUGGUCAAUACCAAGUUCAUCUCAAUACUUUGUUAUGUACCCUUUGUUGGCAAUAACGGAGGCCAAACGUUUUCUGUAACUCUUCACAAGCUUUUCACACACUGUUGCUGGUAUUUUGGCCCAUUCCUCCAUGAGGAUCUCCUCUAGAGCAGUGAUGUUUUGGGGCUGUCGUUGGGCAACACGGACUUUCAACUCCCUCCACAGAUUGUCUAUGGUGUUCAGAGCUGGAAACUGGCUAGGCCACGCCAGGACCUUAAAAUGCUUCUUACGAAGCCACUCCUUUGUUGCCCUGGCUGUGUGUUUGGGAUCAUUGUCAUGCCGAAAGACCCAGCCACGUCUCAUCUUCAAUUCCCUUGCUGAUGGAAGAAGAUUUUCACUCAAAACCUCCCGAUACAGGGCCCCAUUCAUUCUUUCCUUUUACACAGAACAGUCGUCCUGGUCUCUUUGCAGAAAAACAGCCCCAAAGCAUGAUGUUUCCACCCCCACGCUUCACAGUGGGUAUGGUGUUCUUCGGAUGCAAUUCAGUAGUAUUUCUCCUCCAAACACAAGAACCUGUGUUUCUACCAAAAAAGUUCAAUUUUGGUUUCAUCUGACCAUAACACAUUCUCCCAGUCCUCUUCUGGAUCAUCCGAAUGCUCUCUAGCGAAUCGCAGUCGGGCCUGGACUUGUACUGGCUUCAGCAGGGGGACACGUCUGGCAGUGCAGGAUUUGAGUCCCUGGCUGCGCAUUGUGUUAAUGAUAGUAGCCUUUGUUACUGUGGUCCCAGCUCUCUGUAGGUCAUUCACUAGGUCCCCCUGUAUGGUUCUGAGGUUUUUGCUCACCGUUCUUGUUAUUAUUUUGACGCCACGGGGUGAGAUCUUGCAUGGAGCCCCAGAUCGAGGGAGAUUAUCAGUGGUCUUGUAUGUCUUCCAUUUUCUAAUAAUUGCUCCCACAGUUGAUUUCUUUACACCAAGCGUUUUACCUAUUGCAGAUUCAGUCUUCCCAGGCUGGUGCAGGUCUAUAAUUUUGUCUCUGGUGUCCUUCGACAGCUCUUUGGUCUUAGCUAUAGUGGAGUUUGGAGUGUGACUGACUGAGGUUGUGGACAGGUGUCUUUUAUACCGAUAAUUAAUACAGGUAACGAGUGGAGCCUUGUUAGACCUCGUUAGAAGAAGUUAGACCUUUUGACAGCCAGAAAUCUUGCUUGUUUGUAGGUGACCAAAUACUUAUUUUCCACUCUAAUUUGGAAAUAAAUUCUUUCUUAAAAUCUUAAACAUCAAACAAUGUGAUUUUCUGGUUUUUUUUCCACAUUCUGUCUCUCAUGGUUGAGGUUUACCCAUGUUGACAAUUACAGGCCUCUCUAAUCUUUUCAAGUAGGAGAUCUUGCACAAUUGGUGGUUGACUAAAUACUUAUUUGCCCCACUGUAUAUUAGUGCUCUCAAAAUUUACAGCUUUAAAUCUGGAGAUUAAUAUACAGUAAUAUUCAUUUGUUGUCAAAUAUCGUUCAAGGAAAUUAGUGGUCUAGACAAAUAGUCCUGAAUUCAAUGUGUUUAUACAAUCUGACAGCUGCAGUUGCUUCUUUAAUAUUCCCAUCAUGCCUAGCCUCCUCACCAUGCAUUUAUGUCUCUUGGCAGCUGCAACCCGGUGUCCAUCGCAAUGACAAUCUGACCUGUCUCUUAUGUAACAAGCCCGAAUAUUAACAACACUGUGGCUGCACCAUACACACCUUAAGCCCUGUGUGGAUGAGUUGUGUUGAUGUAUGUGCAAAACACAGCGGGAUGCUGUGCUAAUCUGCCAAAAGCAAGAAUGGAAAAAUCUCUGGAUUUAUUUAAGAGUGCCUUGAAUGCAUUAUUAGGUCGAUGCUUUAAAGCCAUCUGUGCCAGGUCACAUCAAAAUAGGAAAGAGAAUGACCUCUUUCGUGUACCCUUAAUGCUUCCAUCAAGUGAGCAAAUACUCAAUUUAAUGUAACUUCACAAAUCCUGCCUUGCAAAAAUGGAAGUAGACGACAUUUCCAGUCCUGUAUCAUUAAAAUGCAUCGUUCACUAACUUGAAUUUUGAUUGAAUGCAACCCUAAAGACUUGUCUAGGAAAGAAGUAAAGCAUUCAAGCAACACCCUGACGACUGCUAAUUAAAUGAAAAGUGAUGCUUUUUGAAAGUAUAUCCAGUCUGAAAUACUGACGAGAGGAAUUCACAGAAAAACAGCUUGGAAUCUUAUGUAACGAUUUUUUAUUCAUUAAGCCAGUUUAAUCCUAACGAUGUAUCCUUUUAGUACAUUGCAGCUUAAAUAGUCAAGAGUGUUCGACUUUUAAUGUGAAACGAGUCAGCAAACGUAAGCAGAAAUGAUAACAUUCAUUCUCGCAGUGUGCAGUAGAAAGCUUUUUUUCAAAAGUGAUAAAGGUUGAUUCCAUUACGAAAGCGUGGCAUUAAGGCUGUGAAUUUAAAAAAUCAAUUGAAAUAAAUGUACAAUUACUGCAAUGGACAGAUGGGAGAGCAAAAUAUUCAAUCAUAAACAGAAAAUUGUGACUUCAAGAAAAGGAAACCACUGCUUAUUACACAACAACUUAUAGGUGUACCAAUCACAUAGGAAUAAUACAAGAUAUGAAUAGAGUACAUUCAAAAAUAUAAAAACAUUUGGACCCUUGACCAAGUCAAUUUAUGUCCAUUUUUUUUUUUUUUUUUUAGUAUGUUAUCAAAAUGUUUUUCACUGUUGUCAUUUCCCGCAAUGAAUUUUGAAAAUACGACUAAACACUCAGUUUUACUUUUCAUCCAAGGGCGUAGGUUUGCAUAGGGAUGGUAGGGACAUAACACUGCCAACUUUUCAGCAACCUCAUAUGCAUUAAUACGUUCAGUUAUAUAAGUCAUUUAGAUUGUCUUCCCAUUUGUUGUAAGGGUAGAAUUGACCCUAAUACAGCCCCGACAGAAAUACAUGUCGACAUCUUGCUGUCUUCUCCGCCCCCUUCGAAGAUGAGGGGUAUUAAAAGUCUUUUUCGACCAGCAGCAGCCACUUUAAGUAAUUUAAAAAGACGCCAAUGUUGUGGAGGUGGGAUACACACCACUAAAGUUGCUGCUGAAUGUCCGACCUGCAUCAGAGCUUGCAUAACAUUAAACUAUGUGAACUUUUUAACCUGCAAAACUCGAGUGGGAAGCUGCUUAGAGAGAAGUGUCCUUCUGUUUGUGCAUAGACUUUAUAAUAUAUUGACGUGACACAUUCCCCAUUCACUGCAUCACGCCUUCCCGAAGGGCGCCGUCUAGAGAUGUCCCGAUCGAUCGGGUCCGAUCACGUCAUUUUCAAAGUAUCGGAAUCGGCAAAAAAAUAUCGGACAAGCCUUUUUUAAAUAUUUAUAUAUGUUUUAAUUAAAUCAUUUUCUAAUUACAAUAUUUAUUGCAUUUAACGCAUGCGCUGCAUGACACACUCACGCAUUGUCGCGUUCAAUCUAUAAUGGCGCCGUUUUAUCUAUAUAUAGAGGUAAAAGGCAGCGUAAAAUGAGUAGAGUGAAUUUUGGCAGUCUUUGGAGCCUUUUUUUAAUUGGGUAAAGCCUUAAAUGCCCUCUCCCAACGAUUAGAAUAAUCGUGGGAAGCAAUAUGGGAAAGAAAGGUAGUAGUUGAUCUUUUUCUUAACACCCUAUGUAAUUUCCCAACGCAGAGAAGAUAUGUCAAUUGGUACCAUGACGCACAGUCAUGGUUGCACUUCCCAUCAUGCAUUUGAACAGAAGUUAAAUGGCUUCAGUAUAAUUUACUGAAAGCUCAACAAAUACACUAGAUGGCAAUAUUUAGUCACAAUAUACAAAGUCACAUUUAUCGUUUAAGAAUUACAAGUCUUUCUAUCCGUGGAUCCCUCUCACAGAAAGAAUGUUAAUAAUGUAAAUGCCAUCUUGAGGAUUUAUUGUCAUAAUAAACAAAUACAUUACUUAUGUACUGUAUGUUGAAUGUAUAUAUUAGUCCGAGUUUUAUUCAUUUUUUUCUUAAUGCAUUGCCAAAAUGUAUAUGAGCGGGAAAAAUUAUCGGGAAUGAUUGGAAUUGAAUCGGGAGCAAAAAAAAAAAAGCAAUCGAAUCGGGAAAUAUCGGGAUCGGCAGACACUCAAACUAAAACGAUCGGGAUCGCAUCAGGAGCAAAAAAACAUGAUCGGAACAACCCUAGCGCCGUCCCACAUUCCGCUUCAUUUAUUAGCAGAUCUAACUCCAGAUUUAGGUUGAAAAAGUACGAAAGCUGUACUGCAUACAAACAAGAAAGAUUUUCUCAGGAGUGAUUUGUUCAAGGAUUCAAGGUAAUUAUUAUAUGUUUCUUACCAUGCAUGCAUUUUGAAACGUGAAAAAAAAAUCAGCUGCUACAGCAUUGACAUUAUAUUUCGCAAUAUUUAGGUAAAAUAACUGCUAACUGCCCGUUUUUUUGUUUUUAACCAAGAAUGGAGACUGUUUUACGUCCAUAUCUAUAAAGAAUUCAGGGAUUUAAGGUUUUAUUCACAAGAAUUUUCAACAGAAUAUGCUCUUUGUUUAUAUAUGGUGGCCGCUAAUUUGCUUACUGACUAGCAUCAUGGUUCACAAUAUUUACGUAAAAUAAAUGCUAACUGCACGUUUUUUUUUUUUUUUUUUUUUGCUUUUAACCAAGAAUCGAGACUGUUUAACGUCCAUAUCUAUAAAGAAUUCGGGGAUUCAAGCAUUUAUUCACAAAAAUUUUCAACGGAAAAAGCUCUUUGUUUACUUAUGGCGGCCGCUAAUUGCUUACUGGCUAGCAUCAUGGUUCACAAUACUUACGUAAAAUAAAUGCUAACUGCGCUUUUUUUUUCUUUCUGCUUUUAACCAAGGUUCAAGACUGUUUUAUGUCCAUAUCUAUAAACAAUACAGGGAUUUAAGCAUUUAUUCACAAGAAUUUUCAAUGGAAAAAGCUCUUUGGCUGUAAUAUGGCAGCCGCUAAUUAGCUUACUGACUAGCAUCAUAGUUCGAAAUUUGUAGGUAAAAUAAAUGUUAACUGCACGUUUUAUUGUUUUUUUGUUUUUUUUUUUGCUUUUAACCAAGAAUUGAGACUGUUUUACGUCCAUAUCUAUAUAUCUAUAAAGAUAUCAGGGAUUUAAGCAUUUCUUCACAAUAAUUUUUAAAGGAGAAAGCUCUUUGUUUACAUAUGGCAGUCGUUAAUUAGCUUACUGACUAGCAUCAUAGUUCAAAAUAUGUACGUAAAAUAAAUGAUAACCGCACGGUUUUUUUUGCUUUUAACCAAGAAUCGAGACUGUUUUACGUCCAUAUCUAUAAAGAAAUCAGGGAUUUAAGCAUUUAUUCACAAGAAUUUUCAACGGAAAAAGCUCUUUGUCUGUGUUUCCACUCGGAGAUAAGCCCCCUAUGAAUCAGCCCCAUGCCCCGUUUCCCAUCAAUACAUUAUAAAAUCUAUGGUUUGUGUUUUGUACUGUUAACGUUAAUUAAACUGUGAGGAAAUGUAGUGAACUCAGGUUAUGCUGUGAUAUCGUCCCUACCAUUGUUGAGACCAACCCUACGCCCUUGUAUUCAUCCUUAAACUAUGUUAAAAUUUUUCUUGGACAUGUGAAACAAAAAGUUGUGUUGCAUCAUCUGAAAUCAACAUAUUCAUUUAUUAAUCUAAUCAAGAGAAUAAAACAUCAGUGUUUUAUAAAUUUUUUGUAGGUUCCCCCCAAUAUGAUCGUAUUUAACCAAACAGUUUCCAAAUAAAACCAAACAUUAUUUUCUAAAAUAAUUUUUCAAAUAUUUAAAAGUGUAUACAUUCAUUCUAAAGAUCUUUGGGAAACGUUGUCCUGAAACUAAAGGAAACAGCAUUAUUGUCUUGUGUCCUAUUUGGAUGUGUUACCCUUUCUACUUUGUCAACAGUGUUAUCAUUGCCAAUGCACAGAUGUUGCAUAAGGCAUAUACAGUAAGAAGUGAUAUACUGUAGGUCAGUUGUAUAACACAAUUUCAAUACACUACAUACAGGACGACAAAUACACGUAAGGCCUAAUCUGUGUUAGCUCUUUGCUAAUAAUAAUUAAAAAAAAACUGAGUGGAAUGCUAAUACAGACUUAGUAGUCAAUCAUAAGGUUGUCAUGGCUAUCAUUCAUGUGAAAGAUGAAACCAGUAUAUCUAGGCUCUCAUUGACCGUAUUCUCCUACUGUGAUCUUUUGAGCCCUUGAAGAGUCGUGACGGUCUAAUUAAAUGUGUCAUUCCAUUCGCAGUCGACGCUAUCACUUUCAUUUUAAGGUGUUUCCGCUGUGUAGUCACUUUACAACCGACUAAAAAAAGCCGUUCUAUUUGUGUUCGCAAUAUGAGAACCUAAUUUUCUUUCUGUGUAAUUUUAGGUGUAAUGGCACUAUAAAGUGAAAUGGACAUGAGACUUUGACCAGGUUGAUAAAGUGGGGCCAUCAGUAUUUAGUCAACCACUAAUUGUGCAAGUUCUCCCACUUGAAAAUAUUAGG